UCAAAUAUCACUGUGAGGCAAUGACGUAGGGAUGCGGGCUUAUCUCCGCCUAGAGAAGUACAUUAUCCUUACCCCAUCACGUCCCCGUAAUCCGCGUUCAUACAUCAACAUCAGCCCGCAUGCUCUGAAACCUUUGGAAACAUAAAAUUAUAAAAUCGAGCAAAGCGACAACGUCCAGCUCCACCGCAGAAAUGUCGCCACUGACCCUCAUAUCAGCAACACCAUCGCCCUUUGCACGCAUGAACCGCAUCGCGCUCACUCUAAAAGGCAUACCCUUCGAGCUCAGGAAUGAGAUACCGUGGCAAAGCGCAACAGAGACACCCAAAUACAAUCCAUUGGAGAAACUGCCCAUCUUGCUUCUCCCUGACGGUCAACCGCCAGUCUACGAUAGCGCGCACAUCCAAGAAUACAUUGUGCGCAAGUACGCAGACAAAGGCCCGAAACUAAUCACCGGCGACAUGGACAUGGACCUACAAAUCCGACAAAUCGUCGUCUUGAGCGUGGGUUGCAUGGACGCCAUCGUGAUAGCCCGAUUUGAAGCUCGUCGGGAGAAAGACAAGCAGUCGCAGCUUUGGCUCGAUCGACAGAAGCGGAAGAUCGGUGGCGCAAUGCAGGCUUUCGACGAAAUGGUCCGGAGUAUAAGAGAGAAAGAGAAGGCCUAUCUCGUUGGUGACGAGAUGACAAUUGCUGAUAUUGCGGUCGUGUGUACAGUUGGGUUUAUCGAUUUCGGAAGCAUGAGCCCUGGAUGGAAAAGCAAGUACGAGGCACUGGCGAAGUGGUUUGAGGAACUGGACCAGAGGAAGGAGUUUGCGGAGACGAGGCCCGUUAUGUUUGAUCUGAAGGAGACUGUAGUGUAGAGGACUACAGUAUGGCUUCAAGGUCGU
This is a messenger RNA of Alternaria rosae, 884 nucleotides long. Its product is annotated as glutathione S-transferase domain-containing protein. The coding region runs from base 192 to 857 and encodes 221 amino acids. Gene Ontology annotation, molecular function: glutathione transferase activity; maleylacetoacetate isomerase activity. Gene Ontology annotation, biological process: L-phenylalanine catabolic process; glutathione metabolic process. The transcript has a single exon. The record is from RefSeq and is a predicted model, not a curated record. Lineage: Eukaryota; Fungi; Ascomycota; Dothideomycetes; Pleosporales; Pleosporaceae.